Molecule: messenger RNA, 758 nt
Organism: Trematomus bernacchii (emerald rockcod)
Lineage: Eukaryota; Metazoa; Chordata; Actinopteri; Perciformes; Nototheniidae
Product: transportin-2-like
Exons: 9
Coding region: 13-606 (197 amino acids)
Biological process (GO): protein import into nucleus
Cellular component (GO): cytoplasm; nucleus
Molecular function (GO): protein binding; nuclear import signal receptor activity
Source: RefSeq, a predicted model, not a curated record
CGAUUGAACAUCAUGACUCUGCUUUUCCAGUGCAUGCAGGACACGAUGCCCGAGGUGAGGCAAAGCUCCUUCGCUCUGCUGGGGGAUCUCACCAAGGCGUGCUUCCUGCAUGUUAAGCCCUGCAUUGCUGAGUUCAUGCCCAUCCUGGGACUCAACCUGAACCCAGAGUUUAUCUCGGUGUGUAACAACGCCACCUGGGCCAUUGGAGAGAUCGCCAUGCAAAUGGGUGCAGAGAUGCAGCCGUACAUGGGCGUGGUUCUGCCAAACCUGGUGGAGAUCAUCAACAGACCCAACACACCCAAGACUUUGCUGGAAAACACAGCCAUUACCAUCGGCAGACUGGGUUACGUCUGUCCCCAGGAGGUGGCGCCACAGCUGCAGCAGUUCAUCAGACCAUGGUGCACAUCGUUGAGGAAUAUCCGAGAUAACGAGGAGAAGGACUCGGCCUUCAGGGGGAUCUGCGUGAUGAUCGGUGUGAACCCUGCAGGCGUGGUGCAGGACUUCAUUUUCUUCUGUGACGCUGUGGCCUCCUGGGUCAACCCUAAGGACGACCUGAGAGACAUGUUUUAUAAGCUGAGUUCAUGCCCAUCCUGGGACUCAACCUGAACCCAGAGUUUAUCUCGGUGUGUAACAACGCCACCUGGGCCAUUGGAGAGAUCGCCAUGCAAAUGGGUGCAGAGAUGAAGCCGUACAUGGGCAUGGUUCUGCCAAACCUGGUGGAGAUCAUCAACAGACCCAACACACCCAAGACUUUGCUG